AUGGUUGCAAUAACCGAUCCAGAAUUCAGCAAAAUGUCGUGGAUGGACAGCUGGUCCCGGCCUAGCAAGCACGCCGUCACCCCACCACCUCUCUACCUCACCGUCGGCGACACGGUACCCUAUUGCCACAGCUGUGGUCGUGUAAUCGGCGAACGACGCAAGACUCAAAACGCCACAGAAGUGAAGUACUGUUCAGCAAGAUGUCGGAACACCAAACCCGGCCCUGUUGACCGGAAGAUCGAAGCAACGUUCGCUGCACUCCUCAAUGGCGCGUCUCCAGAGUCCUUGAAAGAGAGUGCCGGUGCUGAGCCAGUGAAAAGCAGCACCGGCACAGCAAACACUGAGAAUAUCCACGAAGACAUCAAGGGAGCCAAAGGCGAGAAGAAGCACAAAAAGAAGACUUCCAAAACCAUCAAAGGCGACCACCGAAUAAUCAUCGAAUGCAGCACAGUAGAAGAAAUCGUAUUUCAGCGCGAAAAGGACCCCGAAAAGGUCUACGGACGCCGUAAAAAUCGCAAAGCACGCUUCGUAGUAGAAAAGCCUGAAGACUGGAGGUCCGUAGACAUGGUCGACGGCCCCGCACCUACACCAACAGCAGCAGCAACAUCUCGGGACUCACCUGAUGCCUCCAGUGAAGAAGACGUGUCAGACUCCGAUGGCGAAGCUGAAGGCGGGAUCGUUCUAGAACCUAAUCAAACAGACCCGCAAGACCUUCCCGACAUAGUCGAGUACGGCUACGGCUCCGGCAAGGUCCGCCCACCACAAUCUCAAAACGAUGUCAAUGGCUCUGUCGGUGGGGAAAAGGGCUGGGCGGAGCGUAUUGAGGAGACGGAUGAAAUGAAGUUGAAGCGACGGGAGGGUCAGAGGAAAGCUGAUGAGAGGGAAAUGGUGCGUAAAGCGGCGAGGAGGGGGUGUGCGUUUGGUUUUGCGGUGCCGGACGAAACGGAGAAGAGGAAGUGCGAGGCGGUUAUGAAAGGGGUUGUUGUCGAGGCGAGCUUCGCCAAGGGGGAAUGGGGGGUUAGGUGGAGAGAGAGGAUAUAA
Messenger RNA from Pyrenophora tritici-repentis Pt-1C-BFP, 1041 nucleotides. Its product is annotated as DUF1421 multi-domain protein. NCBI's taxonomy places the organism in Eukaryota, Fungi, Ascomycota, Dothideomycetes, Pleosporales, Pleosporaceae. The record is from RefSeq and is a predicted model, not a curated record.